AUGGUUCGUCUCAGUCUAUUGGCACUUGCUGCCACCGCUCAGCUCUCAUACGCAUGGCUACCGAACGACGGUUCCAGGAAGCUGCUGGAUACCCGUGGUUUCAGCCUCUUUGACUCGCAAAACACCACCGUCGACGAGUCGGAUGGCAUUAGCAAGCGUUGGUGGACAGCCUCAGGCAAGAUCAGAGGCGUCAACCUGGGGUCUCUUUUCGUCUUUGAGCCCUGGAUCGCCAACAGCGAAUGGAGUAACAUUGGCUGUGGUGGUCAACAGUCUGAGUUUGACUGUGUCAUGAACACCGGCCAGGACAGAUCUGAUGCCGCCUUCCAGAAGCACUGGGAUACGUGGAUAACCGAAAGCGACCUUGAUGAGAUGAUGGGUUACGGCAUCAACACCAUCCGGAUUCCUCUUGGCUACUGGCUUGACGAAUCAUUGGUCGACAAGAACUCAGAGCACUUCCCAAGAGGAGCCUUGAAGUACUUGAUUCGCUUGUGUGGAUGGGCCAGUGAUCGUGGCUUUUACAUCAUCCUGGACCAGCACGGUGCCCCAGGAGCCCAAGUUGCGCAAAACUCGUUUACCGGUCAAUUUGCUUCAACUCCGGGCUUUUACAACGACUAUCAGUACGGCCGGGCGAUUCAAUUCCUCGAGUUCCUGAGGAAACUUGUUCAUGACAAUACCGAGCUUCGAAAUGUUGGCACUAUCGAGCUUGUAAACGAGCCCACGAACUGGGACUCAUCAGUGCAAUCCCUACGUAGCACGUUCUACAAGAACGCCUAUAACGCGAUCCGAAAGGUCGAGCAGGACCUCGGCGUGACGGCCAACAACUACGUCCAUAUACAGAUGAUGUCCUCGCUCUGGGGCUCGGGCAACCCGACUGAGUUCCUCGACGACACAUACUUCACCGCCUUUGACGACCACCGCUACCUUAAGUGGGCUAACAAGAACGAUGUACCCUGGACACACGAGAGCUACAUCUCGACGUCGUGCGCCGACAACCGCAACGGCGACGCUGCGGGGCCGACCAUCGUCGGCGAGUGGAGCAUCAGCCCGCCUGACGACAUCGAGAACUCGGACGACUGGAACCGCGACACGCAAAAAGACUUUUACACAAAGUGGUUCGCAGCCCAGGUGCUGGCGUACGAGAGAUCGACAGCCGGCUGGGUGUUCUGGACGUGGAAGGCGCAGCUUGACGCUGUGAUUGCAGGAGUUAUACCAACAGACCUGAACACGAUUGCGAGCUCAGGCGUCUGUGGCUAG
Messenger RNA from Colletotrichum spaethianum, 1254 nucleotides. Its product is annotated as putative glucarate dehydratase. Gene Ontology annotation, molecular function: beta-glucosidase activity. The transcript has 6 exons. Gene Ontology annotation, cellular component: cell surface; extracellular region. The record is from RefSeq and is a predicted model, not a curated record. Gene Ontology annotation, biological process: glucan catabolic process. Lineage: Eukaryota; Fungi; Ascomycota; Sordariomycetes; Glomerellales; Glomerellaceae. The coding region runs from base 1 to 1254 and encodes 417 amino acids.